AUGAUUCUCGAGAAAAGGAAGAUUAAUAUAGCUUGUGUACAGGAGACUAGAUGGGUAGGAGAUAAGGUGCGGGAUGCGGACAGGUUCAAACUAUGGUAUACUGGGAGGCUGCGGAGCAGGAAAGGGGUAGGUAUCUUAGUUGAUAAGGACCUCCAUGAUCUAGUGGUGGAGGUUAGGAUGGUGAAUGACAGGUUGAUGACUAUUAAGCUAAUUGUUGGAGGUUUUACUUUGAACAUAAUCAGUGCAUACGCACCCCAAGAAGGCUUAGAUGAGGAAGUCAAGAGGCGUUUCUGGGAGGAUUUGGAUGAUAUGGUGCGGGGUAUCCCGUAUACUGAGAAGCUUUUCAUAUAA
Molecule: messenger RNA, 351 nt
Organism: Nicotiana attenuata
Lineage: Eukaryota; Viridiplantae; Streptophyta; Magnoliopsida; Solanales; Solanaceae
Product: craniofacial development protein 2-like
Exons: 1
Coding region: 1-351 (116 amino acids)
Biological process (GO): chromatin remodeling
Cellular component (GO): nucleus
Source: RefSeq, a predicted model, not a curated record